AAUUUGAGCCCUGGGGAGGAGUGUGGAGGCUUGGGAGGGGUCUAGAUUGGAGAGGAGUUAAUGCAGUGGCCUAGGCACUCCACAAGAUGAAGGGCAGGAUUUGAGGAGAGGCAGUUGUGGUCUGAGGAAAAGGAAGAUCCUGGGGUCUCACCAGGACCGGAAGGGCAGGGGCUCUGGGACUGGGAGUCCCCGCCCAGAAUGGGCUGGCUGGAAGCAGGAGGCAGUGGGACUGAGAUCUAGCUGCUUUCUUUCUUUGGAGCUGUGCCUUCACUGCUUGCUUCCCUCAGAGCUGAGAUUUGAGUUCCUACCCAGAAGCCACCUCUGUGCCUGCAGCUCCAGAUGAUGGGAGUAUCUGCCUAGAGGGCAGGACCAAGGUGAUGGUAACACCUCAGGACCUCACCUUCUGUAAAUCCCUGUAGCCCAGCUGCUUACCAAGGAAGAGGAAGGAAGGACCUCUGCCCCCCUGGGAUCCUUCAGCCUCCCCAGCUCAGCCUGCAUAGGACCAAGGCCUGACCCAAGCUUGGAGCCUGGAGCCAGAGGAAAUGGCCCCUGGGAGCUGCAGAUCCCCAGCCCAGGAGUUGGUGACAUUCCAGGAUGUGGCUGUGGACUUCACCCCAGAGGAGUGGGGCCUCUUGGACCCUUCUCAGAAGGAGCUGUACAAGGAGGUCAUGGUGGAGAAUGCCCAGAACCUGCUGUCCCUGGGACUUCCAGCUCCCAGAGAAGGAUUCAUCUCCCAUUUUGGACAAGGGGAUGCACCAUGGAUGCUGGAGCAAGAAGACCCCAGAACCUCCUGUCCAGAUGGAGAGACAAGGCUUGAAAUGAGGAAGGCUACUGCCAAGCUGAACAUUUCUUCAGAAGAAUCACGACAGCAAAGAUUCAUGAAAAAUGGUGUCUGGGGCUCUGAUAUCAUGAUGGAGAAAAAACAAAAGAGUCACUGUGCAUUUGAUCAAGAUGGAAAGAGUGUCAGACAAUGUUCAGCCCUAAUUCCCUGUAAGAAAAUGACCUCAGGGGACUGCUGUUCACAGGAUCAUAAAUAUAGGGAGAGCUUUACUGAACCAGUAGAGUUGGUUGAGUCUCAUGAGAAGCUUCCUAAAAUGCAAACUUAUGGAUGUGAGAAGUCCUUCAGCUUGAAUUCAGAACUAAUUAGAUCUCAGAAAAGUCAUACUGGAGAAAUGCUUGGUAUCGGUAAUGAAGGUGAGAAGGCCUUGAGUCAUAAUUCAAAGCUCACUGACCACGAGAAAAUUCAAAAUGGAAAGCAACAUUAUGCUUGUAUUGAAUGUGGUAAAGCCUUUAAGCGACACUCAUCCCUUAUUUCCCAUCAGAGAAUUCAUACUAGAGAGAAUUCUCAUGAGUGUCAUGCAUGUGGUAAAACUUUCAGGGAAAACUCAUCCCUUAAUUUACAACAGAGAAGACACACUGGAAAGACACUUUAUGAAUGUAAUCAUUGCAGAGAAACUUAUAGACAAACGUCUGGGCUUGCUAAGUAUCAGAAAACCCACAAUGGAGAGAAAUCGUAUGUAUGUGAUAAAUGUGGAAAGGCUUUCAGAUAUAGAUGUCUUCUUGCUGCACAUCAGCGAAUCCACACUGGAGAGAAACCUUAUGAAUGUGAUAAAUGUGGAAAGGCUUUCAGAAAGAGAUGCGGUCUGGCUGAACAUCAGAAAAUCCACACUGGAGAGAAACCUUAUGCAUGUGAUAAAUGUGAAAAGGCUUUCAGACAUAGAUGUCUUCUUAGUGCACAUCAGAGAAUCCACACUGGAGAGAAACCUUAUGAAUGCAAUCAAUGUGGGAAGGCUUUCAGACAUAGAUAUCUUCUUAGGGCACAUCAGAGAAUCCACACUGGUGAGAAACCUUAUGAAUGCAAUCAAUGUGGAAAAACCUUCACACAGAAGUCAGGUGUUGGUGAGCAUCAGAAAAUCCACACUGGAGAGAAACCUUAUGAAUGUGAUAAAUGUGGAAAGGCUUUCACAAAGAGAUGCAGUCUGGCUGAACAUCAGAGAAGCCACACUGGAGAGAAACCUUAUGAAUGUAAUCAAUGUGGAAAGGCUUUCAGACUCAGCUGUAGUCUGGGUGCACAUCAGAGAAUCCACACUGGAGAGAAACCUUAUGAAUGCAAUCAAUGUGGAAAGAGAUUUAGACAGAGCUCAGGUCUUGCUGAUCAUCAGAAAAUCCACACUGGAGAGAAACCUUAUAAAUGUAAUCAGUGUGGAAAGACUUUCUGCAGCAACUACAAACUUGCUCUACAUCAGAGAAUCCACACUGGAGAGAAACCUUAUUUAUGUAAUCAUUGUGGAAAGGCUUUUUCACAUAGCUGGAGCCUUUCUAGUCAUCAGAGAAUCCACACUGGAGAGAAACCUUAUGAAUGUGAUAACUGUGGAAAGAGGUUCAGACAGUGGUCAAGUCUUGCUGAUCAUCAGAAAAUCCACACUGGAGAGAAACCUUAUAAAUGUGAUAAAUGUGCAAAGGCUUUUAGAAGUACCUCUAAACUUACUGUACAUCUAAGAAUCCACACUGGAGAAAAACCCUAUGAAUGCAAGCAGUGUAGAAAGGCUUUCACACAGAGUUCCUCUCUGGCUGCACAUCAGAGAAUCCACACUGGGGAGAAACCUUAUGAAUGUGGUAAAUGUGGAAAGGCUUUCAGACUCAGCCAGAGUCUGAGUGCACAUCAGAGAAUCCACACUGGGGAGAAACCUUAUGAAUGUGGCAAAUGUGGAAAGGCUUUUAGACUCAGCCAAAGUCUGGGUGCACAUCAGAGAAUCCACACUAGAGAGAAACUUUAUGAAUGUAAUCAAUGUGGAAAGAGCUUCAGACAGACCUCAGAUCUUGCAUGUCAUCAGAAAAUCCACAGUAGAUAGAAACUUUAUGAAUUCAAUCAGUGUGGAAAGGCUUUCAUCAGCAACUACAAGCUUGCUCUACAUCAGAGAAUCCACACUGCGGAGAAACCUUAUGAAUGUGAUCCAUGUGGUCAAGCCUUCUGUCAACAGCAAUCACUUAUUUCCCAUUGGAGAAUUCAUAAUAGAAAUCUCAUCACUGUCUUGGAUGAGGAAAGGCAUUCAAAUGGAGUAUAGAGCUUAUUAGACAUUCACUCUUGGGAUAAGUUCUAUAUUGACUCAAUGUGGGAAAACCUUCACAGAUCGUCUCUUUAUGUCAGUUGCUUCAAGAUUAUUCCUAGUGGAAUGAAUCAUGAGAAAGAAGAAACAGAACCAAAAAAAAAAAAAACCCAAAAA
Molecule: messenger RNA, 3224 nt
Organism: Trichosurus vulpecula (common brushtail)
Lineage: Eukaryota; Metazoa; Chordata; Mammalia; Diprotodontia; Phalangeridae
Product: zinc finger protein 260-like
Exons: 5
Coding region: 543-2852 (769 amino acids)
Biological process (GO): regulation of transcription by RNA polymerase II
Molecular function (GO): RNA polymerase II cis-regulatory region sequence-specific DNA binding; DNA-binding transcription factor activity, RNA polymerase II-specific
Source: RefSeq, a predicted model, not a curated record